CAAUAUCUGCAAAGAUGAAUUUGGUCAUAAGCAAUAGCAGCAGUUAUGGUGUCCAGUAUUCCAUAGUUUCAAGCUACAAGCAACAACUAAGAAGCAUUCCUGAGAAAUAUAAGGAGCAUGCUGCGAAAAUGGUCAAGAGGUCUUCCAUGGGAGAGGAUAUUGAGCUAGAUGUUUUGCCCUUGUCGAGGACUUGUCAGAGUCAGAGUAUCAGAACCAAAUUUAAUGUUACUACAUUUGUUAAUGCUGUUGCAGCUAAUUUGGUUGUGACAGACACUGCAAAGGCUUCAAGUAUGGGGAACAUCAUGGAAGGACCUGCUUCUAUCUGUACGCUGGCUGAUGGGGGCCUUGGGGAUUGGUUUGGAGGCCUCUUGUUUUCAGCUGGCCAACAGGCAAAUGAAGCUGUUCAGGACCAGUUAGCAGCUCUCAGUUUUACCAGUUUGGCAGUAAUAUUUGGUGCGGGGCUAGUAACUAGCCUAUCUCCUUGUACACUGAGUGUUCUGCCACUGACCCUUGGAUACAUUGGGGCAUUUGGUUCUGGUAAGAGCAGAGCAGAGGUCAUUGGGAACUCUGUUGCAUUUUCACUGGGAUUGGCAACUACUCUAGCUAUACUUGGCAUAGCAGCCUCAUUUGCUGGAAAGGCCUAUGGACAGGUAGGGCAGGGACUACCUUUGGCUGCUUCUGGGUUGGCCGUUAUUAUGGGUCUGAAUCUCCUAGAGAUUAUUGAGUUACAGCUACCCUCGUUCUUUAACAACUUUGAUCCCCGUGCUGCUGCUGCUAAUUUUCCUUCAGGUGUCCAAGCAUAUUUGGCUGGUCUUACAUUUGCAUUAGCUGCAUCACCUUGUAGUACGCCUGUGCUGGCCACCCUGCUUGGAUAUGUGGCUGCAUCAAAGGAUCCUAUAAUAGGAGGCAGUUUACUGUUGACAUACACAACCGGCUAUAUUGCACCUCUGCUUCUUGCUGCUUCAUUUGCAGGAGCAUUGCAGAGCUUACUUUCAUUCCGCAAGUUCUCAGCUUGGAUCAACCCCAUGAGUGGUGCACUCUUGUUAGGAGGGGGUGUCUAUACCCUGUUGGAUAGGCUUUUUCCAGCAACAACAAUGGCAAUGUAGAUAUGUAUAGGGAAAUACUUUCCUGAUUGCACUCUUGGCUAAGUCGAUCGGUUUCAGGUAAAAUAGUAAGCCAUAGAAGAUUCCAUAAUACACAAUGGAUGAAUACACUAUGAAAUUGAAAAAAGAACAGUAAUGAAAUAGAGCAGUCAAUGGAAAAUACUAAACGCAGAGCUACUUGUAUGCAGUUUGUAUUCGUGUAUGUGUUCACUUUUUUAAAAAAUAUGUACAUGUUAAAUAAUGGGUUUCUUC
This is a messenger RNA of Ilex paraguariensis (yerba mate), 1355 nucleotides long. NCBI's taxonomy places the organism in Eukaryota, Viridiplantae, Streptophyta, Magnoliopsida, Aquifoliales, Aquifoliaceae. The record is from the annotation of a GenBank genome assembly.